AUGUCAUCCUCGAAGGAAGCCAAAAAGUCUCGUCGAAGAUCGGAUGCUGGAUCAGCGACUAAGAAGCCUAAAAUUGAAGAAGCACCAUUCUCCGAUCCCAAGUCUCUCGUCACCUUUCUCGUUGGCCCAGGUCCUGAUCCUACUGAGUUCAUAGCCCACAAGGAGUUCGUCUGCCGUCAUUCGAAGGUUCUUGAAGCAGCUUUCAACAGCGGAUUUAUCGAAGGCCAAUCGCAAACUUACCGACUUGAAGAUACCUCCCCAGCUGCAUUUCGACUUCUCAUGGAGUGGUUCUACCUCGAGAAACUCACUCUCUUGCAGACCAGCCCAGGCUACGUCCUAGAUGUCACAGAUAUGCAACAAGAGUUCAAUGAGGACAUGAGUUUGGCGGAGCUGUGGGUCCUAGCAGAAAAGUUCGCCAUGCCGGUUCUUCAAAACAAGAUCAUCGACAGUAUGCAACAAAUAGUGCUUAUCGGUGACAGUAUCCCAAGCAGAACAUUCCAGUAUAUCUACGCAAAUACUGCCGCCGGAAGCGCUCUCCGAAAGUAUGCUGUAAAAACUUGUGUCAGAUACAGAAAUGAGGGCCAGUACUCCGAGAAUGCCGAUCUUCACCCUCCCCAGAUGAUGGUAGAUAUUGCUGAGGAUUAUGUCGUGGAAUUCAACACACCAGAAGAGCAUGACGAGGAUAUCAAACCUACCGAGUUCCACGUACCGGUUGGUAAGGAUUGA
Cadophora gregata is the source of this 726-nucleotide messenger RNA. RefSeq lists its product as uncharacterized. Lineage: Eukaryota; Fungi; Ascomycota; Leotiomycetes; Helotiales; Ploettnerulaceae. The transcript has 2 exons. The coding region runs from base 1 to 726 and encodes 241 amino acids. Gene Ontology annotation, molecular function: protein binding. The record is from RefSeq and is a predicted model, not a curated record.